AAAAAAAAACGAUAACAGUUGAAUAUAAUUUACACGUAUUUAAUGUGCAUAUUCAGCAAAUGUUACCCUUUUUACUUUAAUAGUAUUAAUUAAUUUUCCUUCGAUCUGUUUUCUUUCUCGCUCUCUAACCACCAGAAAGAGAGAGAAGAAGAAGAAGAAGGAAGCAGAAUCUAUCUUUCACAAUCACUCUCUCUCUCUCUAUUUCUUAAUCGCUCCGCCGCGCCACCACCGUCACUGAGAUGCGGCGGUGUAAAAUCGGCGAAUUCAUCUCCGUGGAAACGAUGAGGUUUCUGGCGUUUCUCCUGAUCUGUAGUUUCCAUCUUGCCUUCUCCGCCGAGUCCGAUAUCGGGACUGAGUCAGUUGCCACACGCGAGAUCAACGGAAACGCCGCCGAGUCCAAUGCGACGAACGCGAAACCUAAGGAGGACAGUUUCGCCGAUAUGAUCGAUAGGGCACUUGAGAAGGAGUUUCCGGAGAAUGACCAGAACGAUGUUCCUGAUCCAGGAAGCUUUAAUAAUAGCGUUGCUGAUCAGCAGGCUGUUCUGGAAACUGUUGCUCGAGUGAAGCCCAAGAAAAAUGAGACCAAGACCAAGGAGGAGAAAUCAUUCUUUAAUUUGGAUAACGAGAAUGGCGUAGAAGAUACUCCAAGACUGAUAGAUAGGAAGGACAACGUUUUUAUCAUGUCCAAUCCAAAGUCCAAGUACCCUGUACUGCAGCUAGAUUUAAGGCUGAUCUCAGAUUUGGUCGUCGUCAUUGUUUCUGCUACUUGUGGUGGAAUUGCAUUUGCUUGUGCUGGUCAACCGGUCAUUACUGGGUAUCUGUUGGCUGGAUCUAUCAUUGGACCGGGUGGGUUAAGCUUUGUUAGUGAAAUGGUGCAGGUUGAAACAGUAGCUCAGUUUGGUGUAAUCUUUCUUCUUUUUGCUUUAGGAUUAGAAUUUUCUGCAGCAAAGCUUCGUGUAGUUCGUGCAGUAGCUAUUCCAGGAGGUCUUCUUCAAAUAUUUUUGUUCAUGUGCUUGAGUGGGAUAACAGCCUCGUUAUGCGGUGGUAAACUAACAGAAGGAAUAUUCGUAGGUGCUUUUCUUUCGAUGUCGUCAACAGCGGUGGUAUUGAAAUUUUUAAUGGAAAAAAAUAGCAUAAGUGCUCUACAUGGCCAGAUAACCGUUGGAACACUUAUCCUUCAGGAUUGUGCUGUGGGUUUGCUUUUUGCUCUCCUUCCGGUUCUUGGUGGCACAUCUGGGGUCCUUCAAGGAAUGUUUUCCAUGGCUAAAUCGCUGGCUAUUUUGAUUGCGUUUUUGGCUGCUUUGUUUGUACUGUCACGUACCUGGGUACCUUGGUUUCUAAAACUUAUGACAAGCCUUUCUUCUCAGACUAACGAGCUCUACCAGUUGGCCGCUGUAGCAUUUUGUUUGCUUGUUGCUUGGUGUAGUGACAAGCUCGGUCUAAGUCUUGAGCUGGGUUCCUUUGCGGCAGGAGUGAUGAUCUCAACAACGGAUCUCGCCCAGCAUACUCUUGAACAAGUAGAACCAAUCCGCAAUUUUUUUGCAGCGCUGUUCCUUGCUAGUAUUGGAAUGUUGAUACAUAUGCACUUCUUGUGGAACCAUGUUGAUAUUCUGGUAGCAGCUGUGUUACUGGUGAUAGUGAUAAAGACCGUGGUCGUUGCAAUCGUUGUUAAGGUCUUUGGAUACAAUAACAAAACUGCAGUACUUGUUGGAAUGUCGCUUGCGCAGAUUGGGGAAUUUGCUUUUGUUCUGCUAAGUCGAGCAUCUAAUCUUCACCUUAUUGAGAGCAAACUGUACCUCCUGCUUCUGGGAACAACUGCUCUAAGCCUGGUAACGACACCAUUUCUAUUCAAGUUGAUACCGGCCGUUGUACAUUUAGGAGUGCUCUUACGGUGGUUCUCUCCCGAUAGCUCAACUGAGAUUGGUUUCAAAGGAGGUUUGUAUCGUUCAGAGAGUGCAAAGCUUAUAUCACAAAUGAUCCAAGGUUCUCUUCACGAUUCUUGAUGUUGAUUUCCGUAGUUGACACGACAACAUCAAAAAGCCACAUUUGAUCUCAAGCUAGGGAAAGGCGAUGAAUGGGGAGCCGUCGAUUGUGUUCCGGAUGUAUAGAUGUUUCUGAGAGAUCAAGCCGAAGAGGAAACCGUAUAAAAUCUCUUACACGAAGAUAACCACUACACAGACUUGUAACUUUGCUUCAUUAAGUUUUGAAACAAUCUUCAACGUAUUGUAAUGAUACCAACCUAUAAAACUAAAAUCUCUUACAUAAAGUGCUUUCUUGAGUUAAUAGACUAUAGAGUACAACAACAAAUACAAUGUAAUCAAACAAUAUGAAAGAGAGAAAAAAUAUGAAUCAAUGUUUCUUUAACA
This is a messenger RNA of Brassica napus (rape), 2366 nucleotides long. Its product is annotated as K(+) efflux antiporter 4-like. The transcript has 20 exons. Gene Ontology annotation, cellular component: membrane. Lineage: Eukaryota; Viridiplantae; Streptophyta; Magnoliopsida; Brassicales; Brassicaceae. Gene Ontology annotation, molecular function: potassium:proton antiporter activity. Gene Ontology annotation, biological process: potassium ion transmembrane transport; proton transmembrane transport. Bases 240 to 2003 code for a protein of 587 amino acids. The record is from RefSeq and is a predicted model, not a curated record.